AUGCCUAGUCUAGAUUCUCGAACCUGUAACGGCGCAGGCGAGACAAUGGAUCUGAAUGCGCAGGAGCAGGGCCGAGUCAGGGUCGGGGCCGAUACGGGGACUCUUCGGAUAGGUUCCGGGCAACCCAAGAUGGAACGAUUCAUGAGAAUCCGUACAGAACCCCCCACUACGCUCAAGCAAGAACCUGUCGGCCCUGAGCGAUAUCAGUUGAUUAAAGAGGCGCCUCUACAUUUCGAGGGCCUGAACGGUGAGGGAAGGGCGGUAUUUGGUAGUAUUGUAAUUACUGUCGCACGUGUCUCACGCGAUAUCAUACCCAUGUACUGCACUAUUCACUCAUUAGGCAUAGCUCCUAUCUCCUCCUCAGACCUUACAAUACACUCAUUCCACCUUGUUUGGAUCUCGCUCCCAUACAUGACCACCUUAACGUGGUUCUAA
Molecule: messenger RNA, 435 nt
Organism: Lindgomyces ingoldianus
Lineage: Eukaryota; Fungi; Ascomycota; Dothideomycetes; Pleosporales; Lindgomycetaceae
Exons: 4
Coding region: 1-435 (144 amino acids)
Source: RefSeq, a predicted model, not a curated record